CGGCGCGCUUCCGUCAUCAUCCAGAACCCGCGAACUGCGGAAUUUGAUUCUUUGCUUGUAGAUCAUUGUACAGACAUCUCAUCAUGACCUGCAUCAAUGGACCUGGAUUCCUCAUAAGUGACAGUGACUCCAGUGAUUCAGAGGAGCUGCCUGUGUUUGAUUUCUCACAGUCAAAACCAAAACAAGUUAACUUGGAGGUUUUAGACAGUUCAAACUCCGAAAUAGCACCUGUUACUUAUCCAGUUUUAUCAGAGGUCCACAUUUCCUCUGGAGCUGCUGGACGAGACGUCUUGAUGGUCAGCAGUGACAGCGAGGAGGAGGCCAUUAUUCCCUUAGCCUUAAGGCUGAAACAGAAACGGCAUGGUCUGGCUACAGCAGCCACUGGUGCAGUGAAGUACAAGGCUUCUAAUGGAUGUUCACACUUCUUAAAGGUUCCAGCUACAUUGCCUGCACAUUAUAUCAACCCUGAGGCCCAGCCAGUAGAACAUAAGAUCUUUAACACUAUAACAAGGCAGUGCAGCUCUGAAUAUGACGCACCACACCUGACCAAUGCACCACCCCCUGUAGGAGAGAAUGGCACUUACCUGGUGAAAUGCAAGAAAACCCCAGCAGAAGUGGAGGCUGCCAGACAGGAAGCCCUAAGGAAAAGAGCCAUGCGAGAGCAUCUGCAGGAGGAGAAGGAGAGGGUGAAAAUGGAAAAGAAAGCUCUUGCUGAUGCUGCAAAAGCCCUGAGGCCAGAGGAAUGCAUCAAACACAUCGUGGUGAUGGUUGACCCUGGCCUUCUGCAGCUAGAAGGUGGCGGAUCUCUCCUGACUUCCCUGCACUCUAUGGGAUGCAGCUGUGCCAUAGAGAAGCAGUCUCUUCCUUGCAGUGUCACCUGGGCUCGACGCUCACCCUGCCCUCAGACUGGUGAGAUGCUGUCCGUUCCACAGUCACAUGCUGUAAUCCAAGUUCCAGUGGAUACAUUUGUGACCAUGAUUAACAACUACUGCAAGAGGCAAAACAGUGGUAUAUUGACUGAAAGCUGCAUAUCUCUGACCUCCUGGACUCAAGGACUCAUGAGCAGAAACCCAGGCAGAACACUAAGCCUGGUCGUGAUUGACAUGGAGAAGUACUAUAAAUCACAGAAUUCAAAAUCCCAGAAGAUAUACCGUGAGGCAGUGCUGGGAGGGGACAUGGGACUUCAGGGAGGGCAGAAAAAGAGAAGAAAGAAAGAUGAUAACAAUCAGAUUCCUGAGGUCUCACGAGUGCAGGUGGAGGAGGCUUUGAUAGACCUGCAGCUGCACACUGGGGUGCAGGUCCGUUUUCUCUCGAACUGGAAGGACUUCACUGAUUAUAUUACCAUGUCAACCAAAGCAGUAGCAGAGGCACCAUUCAAGCAGGAGCGAGAGAAGACAGGAUUCACGUUUUGUUUGGAGAGUGAGUGGGCAGGGGGUCUGAAGGUGGACCGUUCAGGGACCGGUCUUUUGCAGGUUUGGAAGAGGCAAAUCCAGCAGUUAAACCGCGUCAGCCCUGAUAUGGCCAGUGCUAUACUCAGUGCCUACCCCUCUCCUCAGCUUCUUGCUCAGGCAUAUGCAAUGUGCAAAUCAGAGCAUGAAAAAAUUGGCUUGCUGUCAGACGUGCUUAUUCGCCGUGGAGAGGGUGUAACAUCUACAACGCGCAGAGUUGGUCCGGAGCUUUCUAAACGGCUGUUUCUUCUGAUGACAUCAUCCAAUGCCCAGCAGCCCCUUGAUUCUGCAGUAUAGAUUCCUCUGUCGGAAAUAUCAAAAGCUAUUUGCUACAGUGUCUCAAGUUUUGGUGCAUUUUAUAUAACUGUAAAAGGUUUAAUAUUUAUUAGUUAGAAUAUUUUAUAAUCUACAAGCUUUUUAAUGUUUUAUGUGUUUGUUCUGACUAAAAAUCAUUGUUAUUAAAUGUUUCUUAAAGUACCUUAAAAUAAUUUUAUUUUGCCUCCAUCAGAUAAGUUAGUCACAUAUUUCCUUGGUUCAAACCUU
This is a messenger RNA of Xyrauchen texanus (razorback sucker), 1991 nucleotides long. RefSeq names its product crossover junction endonuclease EME1-like. Gene Ontology annotation, cellular component: nucleus; Holliday junction resolvase complex. The record is from RefSeq and is a predicted model, not a curated record. The coding region runs from base 84 to 1745 and encodes 553 amino acids. Gene Ontology annotation, biological process: double-strand break repair; replication fork processing; mitotic intra-S DNA damage checkpoint signaling. NCBI's taxonomy places the organism in Eukaryota, Metazoa, Chordata, Actinopteri, Cypriniformes, Catostomidae. Gene Ontology annotation, molecular function: nuclease activity; DNA binding. The transcript has 9 exons.